AUGGUGAAAAAUGCCUCCAGAGCAAAAAUCGAGUAUGUCAUUUUCGAUAUGGACGGCCUCCUGAUUGACUCUGAGAGGGUAUAUACGGAGGUCACCAACAACAUCCUAUCUCAGUACGGCAAGGAGAUGACCUGGGACAUCAAAGCUGGUCUGAUGGGCAAACCCGAACGUGAAGCAGCCGCACAUCUUCUCUCUUUUUUCCCUGAUCUCCCUCCCGACUUCACGCUGGACGCCUACCUCGACCUCCGGCGCAAAGGCCAAGAUGAGCUCUGGUCCACCGUUCAGCCGCUUCCAGGCGCAGUCCGCCUAGUCCGCCAUCUCCACCAGCACCGCAUUCCCAUCGCCGUCGCGACCGGCUCGCAGCGGCGGAACUACGCGCAGAAGAGCGCGCACCUCGAGGAUGUGCUCUUUGGCUGUUUCGAGGGCCGUGUCGUAUGCGCCGAUGACGGACUAAUCGCUCCCGGAAGAGGCAAGCCGCAUCCCGACGUGUUCCUGGUAGCAGCGGAGCGCAUGUUGGGGCGGAAGGUCGGCAUGGACGAGAUUGUCGCGGACGAAUGGAAGAUUGAGCGUUCGAAGGGAUUGGUCUUCGAGGAUGCAAUUCCAGGCGUCCAGGCUGGCAAGAGGGCCGGGAUGAAUGUCGUCUGGGUCCCGGAUGCAAACCUUCUUUCGCUGGGCGAGGCAGGUCCGACGCUGGACGUCGAGCAACCGGAUCAUACCAUACGAUCUUUGGAAGACUUCAAGCCCGAGGACUGGGGCCUCCCUCCAUUCGAUGACACUGCAUGA
Laetiporus sulphureus 93-53 is the source of this 783-nucleotide messenger RNA. Its product is annotated as HAD-like protein. Lineage: Eukaryota; Fungi; Basidiomycota; Agaricomycetes; Polyporales; Laetiporaceae. The transcript has 5 exons. The coding region runs from base 1 to 783 and encodes 260 amino acids. Gene Ontology annotation, molecular function: phosphatase activity. The record is from RefSeq and is a predicted model, not a curated record.